Messenger RNA from Rubroshorea leprosula, 3467 nucleotides. The record is from the annotation of a GenBank genome assembly. Lineage: Eukaryota; Viridiplantae; Streptophyta; Magnoliopsida; Malvales; Dipterocarpaceae.
GCAACGCUCAGUCGCUCACCGCUCACCUCCAGCUCCAAGGCUGCCGUUGGGUCGUCUCAGCCAGCCUCUCACUGUGCCGUUAGUCCGUCACUGCAAUUGGGUCGUCCUCUUUCUGCUGUCGCGUGGCUUCCUCCUCUGCAGCUCUGCCUCGGAUUCUUUUCAAACUCUCCAACUCCAGAUUCAUGAUAAUGAGACUAAAAGUAGACUUCAAUUUGCAGGCAGAGCAUUACCUGUUACAAACUGUGCUUGUGUUAAUGAGAUUGCUGCUGCCAACCUGUAAAGGUCAGCUUGUAUCCAAAUUCUUGGCCUCCCUUCAAGCACAUUCUGCCUUGUUUUCAGCAGCUACAGAUGCAAUAGAAAUUUCUUCAAAUGAGUUUGAAAACAGGAACAAAGACGUUGAUUUUGAUCUUCUGUUUAAACACUGCACCCAACUGCACCAAGCUAAGUGCCUUCAUGCUCUUCUGGUGGUUUCGGGAAAAGUUCAAAAAAUCUUUAUCUCCACCAAGCUUGUCAAUCAUUAUGCCUACCUUGGUGAUAUCUCAGCCUCCCGCCGAACUUUUAAUCAUAUAUCAAACAAGAAUGUCUAUACCUGGAAUUCAAUGGUAUCUGCUUAUGUUCGCAGUGGUCAUUUUAGGAAAGCUUUAGAUUGUUUCUAUCGUUUUUUGUUUACUUCUGGUCUUCAACCUGAUUUCCACACCUUUCCUCCUGUUUUGAAAGCUUGUAGAAACCUACUUGAUGGGAUGAGGAUACACUGCUUGGUUUUAAAGCUGGGUUUUGAAUGGGAUGUCUUUGUUGCUGCUUCCUUGACCCAUAUGUAUACUCGGUUUGGAUUAGUAGGUUUUGCCCGGAAAUUAUUUGAUGAUAUGCCAGUACGAGAUAUGGGUUCUUGGAAUGCAAUGAUCUCAGGGUGUUGUCAAAAUGGGAAUGCUGCAGAAGCUUUAGAUGUUUUGUAUGACAUGCGAUUGGAAGGGGUUAGGAUGGAUCCUGUUACAGUAGCUAGUAUUCUUUCUGUUUGUGCACAAUCAGAUGAUAUUCUAAAUGGGAUGCUUAUUCAUUUGUACACUAUAAAGCAUGGUCUGGAAUUUGAUCUGUUUGUCUGUAAUGCAUUGAUUAACAUGUAUGCCAAAUUUGGUAACCUGGGGCAUGCAGAGAGGGUUUUUAAUGACAUGGUGGUAAAGGAUGUUGUGUCAUGGAACUCCAUAAUAGCUGCGUAUGAGCAGAAUGAUGAUCCAAUUACAGCACUAGGGCUAUUUAAUAAGAUGCGACUGAUUGGAGCUCAUCCAGAUUUGCUGACACUGGUGAGUUUAUCUUCUAUUGUUGCCCAGUUAAAUGACUUUCAAAAUAGUAAGGCUGUCCAUGGAUUUAUAACUAGGAGGGACUGGAUUUCACAAGAUGUUAUUCUGGGAAAUGCUGUGGUGGACAUGUAUGCUAAGUUGGGGGUUAUAGAUUAUGCAUGUGCAGUUUUUGAUGGUCUGCCUGUUAAAGAUGCAAUUUCUUGGAACACAAUGAUCACUGGUUAUGCUCAAAAUGGGCUUGCAAGUGAAGCAAUUGAAGUAUACCAGAUGAUGCAAUUCAAUGGGAUAAUACCAAACCAGGGGACUUGGGUGAGCAUUCUACCAGCUUAUUCUCAUCUGGGAGCCCUGCAACAAGGAUUGAAAGUUCAUGGUCGGGUGUUUAAGAACUCUCUGUACUUGGAUGUCUUUGUAGGAACCUGCCUCAUUGACAUGUAUGGAAAAUGUGGGAGAUUGGAUGAUGCAAUGUCCUUAUUCUAUGAAGUCCCCAGAAAGAGUUCAGUCCCUUGGAAUUCCAUAAUAUCCUGUCAUGGGAUUCAUGGCCAUGGUAAGAAGUCUGUGAAAUUGUUUAGAGAAAUGCUAGAUGAGGGUGUGAAACCUGACCAUGUUACCUUUAUAUCUCUGUUGUCAGCUUGUAGUCAUUCGGGUUUGAUUGAUGAGGGCCAAUGGUGCUUUCAUGUGAUGCAGGAACAUUAUCAGAUCCAGCCUAGUUUAAAGCACUAUGGCUGCAUGGUUGAUUUGUUUGGUCGAGCAGGGCAUUUAGAAAUGGCAUACGAUUUUAUAAAAGGUAUGCCAGUGGAGCCAGAUGCAUCUGUUUGGGGUGCUCUUCUCGCUGCUUGUAGGAUACAUGGUAAUGUUGACUUGGGCACCUCUGCUUCCAAACACUUGUUUGAAGUUGAUUCAGAGAAUGUUGGGUACUACGUUCUGUUAUCAAAUAUUUAUGCAAAUGCUGGAAAAUGGGAGAGAGUGGGUAAAGUAAGGUCACUGGCAAGAGACAGGGGAUUGAAGAAGACCCCAGGUUGGAGCUCAAUAGAAGUAAAUAAUAAGGUUGAAGUUUUCUAUACUGGGAACCAAACCCAUCCAAAAUGUGAGGAGAUAUACACUGAGUUAAGGAGUUUGACUGAUAAAAUGAAAAUCCUUGGUUACAUUCCAGACUAUAGCUUUGUGUUACAGGAUGUUGAGGAGGAUGAGAAGGAGCAUAUCCUCAUGAGUCAUAGUGAGAGAUUGGCAAUGGCAUUUGGAAUUAUUAGCACUCCUCCUAAAAGUCCUAUUCGAAUAUUCAAGAACCUUCGUGUUUGUGGUGAUUGCCACAAUGCAACCAAACUCAUUUCAAAAGUUACUGAAAGGGAGAUUAUUGUUAGGGAUUCAAACCGUUUUCAUCACUUCAAUGAUGGUGUUUGCUCUUGUGGGGAUUAUUGGUGACACAUAGGUGUGCCUUCUUUAGUUCUGACAAGAAAGGAUAGGGGACUAAAGAUGGAAGCAUUGUCACUUGUGGACCUUCAUCUGAUGAGGAUAGGAUAUUGGUUGAAGAAACGGCAUGGAACAUGAGCUAAUUUGGCCUCUGACGAUGAUGCAGCGGUAAUUUAAUCAUUUUGGAUUUCUCUUGGAUGUAUGGUGUUGUCAAGAAUGGUUCAAGACAAUAAUAUACUUGGCAGUUGAUCCUAAGAUUCCUGUGGGGGAGAUAAGGAGAAACCAUCUUCUUGAGUGAUAAAUAAAGCAAACCCCGAGGUUCUAAGCAAUUAAAGACGAGCUAAUACUCCAAUAUUCUCAAAGAAUCUGCUACAAUAAACUCAUCCACAUAAACCCAAAUUAUAUCUACUUAAAGAUCAAAUUUGCACUAUAGAGCAAGGAAUUAGUGUGUUAUGGGUGCUUCAUAAUUAUUGUUUAAUCAUUUAAUCUGAUUUUUGUUUCUCCAUGCAGUUUGUUGGUGAAGAUGAUGGAAGCAGUGAUGAUGAUGAUGGCCUGCUCUAUCUUCCAGACUUGGAAAAGGCAAGAGGAAACUAGUACCAAUCAGAGCUAGCGGGCGACCACCAGGAGAUGAACUACUUUACUUUUCUUAUAUGGGUACCAAAUGGACAUCUUACCUUCCACUAUGGAUUGUUGUGACCGAAGUUUGUAUAUAUUAGAUCGAACUUCUGUUGGGAAAGCUCUCUUAUAACAGCAUGGUUAAGAUGU